This is a messenger RNA of Penaeus vannamei (Pacific white shrimp), 527 nucleotides long. The record is from RefSeq and is a predicted model, not a curated record. NCBI's taxonomy places the organism in Eukaryota, Metazoa, Arthropoda, Malacostraca, Decapoda, Penaeidae.
UGUUCUCCCCUGCGAAGUGGCGGAACAGUCAGUCAUGAUCCUUUGCCGCUCCUUGAUCGUGGUUUUGGCCGUAAUGGCAAUGGUUUACUCGGCGAAGGCCGGUGGAGGCGGAUACGGGAGCAGAGGAGGCGGUGGAGGAGGAAGCUUUGGUGGUGGCGGUGGAUUUAGUGGCGGCGGAGGAGGAUUUGCUGGACACGGAGGAGCUGGUGGAUUCAGCGGAGGUGCUGGAGGAUUGGGUGGAGGAGCCCAAGGAUUUGGCGGAGGAAGCGGCGGGUAUGGCGGCGGACGAGGCGGAGGCAGCGUGGUCCGCGCGCGCUUGGUCGGCGUUGGCGUUCUUCCUAGCGUGGGCGGCGGUUCGGGCUUCGGCGGUGGCAGCGUGGGCGGCGGCGGCGGUUUCGGCCAAGGCGGAGGACGAGGAGGAGGGGGAUCCUUCGGCGGAGGACGAGGAGGUGGCGGAGGAGGCUACGGGUGGUAGUCAUCACACGCGAAGCCAUUUCUGUCACCCUCAUUUCGACUGCAUCUGCAAA